CAAUUUUGAUGGUUGAGGCAAGUAACGCAAACAUAUUGCAGCUGCUUUUUUGUUCGUCGGUUCCCAAGGCCGAGUUGGUUCAUAUUUUUGACUCCUUGCCAGAGGAUGGAUAUCUGUGUAGAGAAAACAAGAAGUGAUAGUAAGGAGGGGGGCGCGGAACAAGACGGAGGCCCCUCGAGAGCUGUGGAGGGAGACGCCGCUGGUGAAUACGAAGGUCCCCGGAUACCAAUGUUUUUUUUGGGGGGGGGAGGUAUGCUAGUGAAUACUGAGGACUAUAGAUCUGGAUGCUGGUGGAUACGGUGCGCCGGUCAGUACGGAGCGCGGUGCUAAAUGCAGACGCUGGAGGAGUCUGGUAAUAGCACUGAGUGGUGGUGAUACGGGGGACGCUGAAGGAUAGCUGCGGGGGGAUCCUGAAUAGUUCGAUGCACGCUUGAUAGCUACGGAGGUGGACGCAACACCGGAUGUGGAGAGGAACACAGAAUACGGAGGAGAGAAAUGCUUGCUUGUCAAAAGAUGUUCUAGUGUUCGAAAUUUGAAAUGCAGUAGCUUCGCACUGUACUACCGUUGCUACAGAAUAGUAGUACUUUUUGUACCCCCAAACCGUACGUACGUGACCGACUUGCUUACAUACAGCAGUACCUUAACGUACGAAGGGGUCAUAAUGCCGACACGUACGUACGAUAGAUACUGUAAUAUAACGUACGUACUCGUACCCAAUUUUCAAUUUUCAAAAACUCUUCCGUUUCAGGAAUCACUUUCCACAAAAAAAGAGAAACCCUGCCCCGGAGUUACCAGUCAUACUCCUCCUCGGUGAUACGGCAACGCAAUUACCAAGCAUCGUGCUAAUUGACGGCGUUCGCAAGCCUCGGAUCCAAGGCAAUCCAAGACGAUCGAAUACAAUCCACUACCAUCCACAGUCUCCCUUUCAUUCUGACACACGAUCUCAAGCGGCAGCAACGAAUAGCAACACCAACACUUCUCCCAUUGCCAUGACUUUCCAGCGGAACUGUGAUUUCCACCGAAGUGGACGGGCUUGCAGAAGGACACGGCAAAAGCGACUAAUGUUGAAUGGACCCCUAUUGCUACUACUGGGAAUGGUCACCGCAUUGGCACCGGUCGAUCAACUAUCGCGGAAUUCGUUUCCGUUCGUUGGGAUGGUGGAAUCCUUGUCUCAAGUGCCGUUGGAAACUCAGAGGCAAUCUUCUAUUCGACUCACAUUAGCAACCUCAACCACAAAACUGCAACUGCAAAUGCCCACGAAGGACAACAGCAGCAACAGUAUCCACUGCGAGGAAACAACACGAGGCAAGACAGAAAAAGGCUCGGACAAGGAAGACGCCGACCCCUCCUUGCCAUUGAUCCAUCGACGCACGGCGCUUUUCAACAUGGCCGCAGCGGUGGUCGCAGCGAGCGCGGGAAGCGCGACCAUCCCCCCGCUUCCGUCCCAUGCCUACACGCCCGAUCCCGACAAACUCCAGGAAUCCCUCUACUUUGUCAGCCGCGUCCAGGAGGCCACCGUCCAGCAGGAACGGUACAUUCGCAAAAACCUGGGCGGCACCGGAAACGGCAAGGAAGUCCGCGCCAAGCUGAAGCUGACCCUCCGGCUGGUCGACAAGAACUACAAGCUCCUGGACCAGAUCAAUUAUGCCUCGGCGUACGUCACGCCCCCCGACCAGCUCGUCGAAGCCAGCGCCGCGGGGUACGAAGCCGUGGACGCCCUGCAGGGGGCGAUCGAUUUCGUGGCCAACGAUUCCAACUGGGCCGGCGGAAACGACGCCGACCGCGCGGAGGUGCUGACCGGGUUUCUGAGGGACUGCCGGGAGCAGCUGCUGGUCUUCACCGAGUCCAUGCCGGCCGAGAAGCUGAGAAACGCCCGGUAUCGGGUCGAGGACGAAAACGUAAAGAACCGCGACGAAUUCGACGGCGACGAAGACGCAGGGGUCUACAAUCCGGUGAAUCUUCCCUGGAAACCGGUCCUGGCACCCACAAUGCCUCGGUGACCAGGUCCAACAAGCAACGAGGUUCCGCCCGGAAAGGACGAAGCGAUGCGAAACAGAUGUUGAUGACUACGGGGUACCAUACUGAUGAAUUACCCAAGUCGUUCGUCCAAGGAUUGGUAGCUCUCUGAAACCACUACAGUAACUACAGUUGUCGUUGGUCGGCGUGGGAACCUUCUUGCCUUUGCAAUGCCAUGGGUGCGGAGACUUGGGGCCGUAAAAGGAAAUCCGUCCAUCUUUAAAAGACUGCGAAUAUUGGAGAUUGGGAUUCGCAAGGAGACGCUAAUUGAUUGCGUAUUUUGGGGCCCGAGAUUUUUUAGUUCUACGAGUAGGAUUUCAUCAGAUUCAAAACUUUAUAAAAAUUAAUAGGCCAC
Molecule: messenger RNA, 2371 nt
Organism: Pseudo-nitzschia multistriata
Lineage: Eukaryota; Bacillariophyta; Bacillariophyceae; Bacillariales; Bacillariaceae
Source: the annotation of a GenBank genome assembly